GAUAAUAAAGAUCUUCAAAAUUUAAUUGAUAAUAUUAAACCAGAUGAAUUCUUAGAAGAAGGUUUAGAACCUACUCCUGAAGAACUUUCCAUCAACUUAAUGAAACAUCAAAGAAUAGGUCUAACUUGGUUAAUAAGAAUGGAAAAAUCACAGGCCAAGGGAGGUAUUCUUGCUGAUGAUAUGGGUCUUGGUAAAACUAUUCAAACCAUAGCUUUAUUUAUUAAACAAAGAAAAGAAAAUGAUCCACCAACAUUGAUUGUUGGGCCAGUUGGACUUUUAAGACAAUGGGAUGCAGAAAUCAAAUCCAAAAUUAAACAAGAUGUGAUAAUUAAAGUUGGUGUUUAUCAUGGCGUGGACAAAAAGGCACUUAGUUCAUUUUCUAGACUCAAAAAAUAUGAUAUCAUCUUAACUUCAUAUGGCACCUUAUCAUCGGAAUGGAAAAAGCAUUUUAAAGAAUCAUUAGCGGAUGCUGAAAGUAAAAAACAUUUGCCAGAUCUGAAAAGUGGAGGUAGGAGUUAUGAUUCACCUUUCUUCUCCAUGGAUGCACGUUUUAAUAGAAUUGUUCUAGAUGAAGCUCAACAGAUUAAAAAUAAGGCUUCUUUAACGUCUAAGUGUGUAACUUACUUAAAAGCUGAAACUAGAUUCUGUUUAAGUGGUACUCCUAUUCAAAACAACGUAGAGGAACUUUAUCCAUUCUUGAGAUUUUUAAAAGUUCGUCCCUAUAGCAAUGAAGCUAGGUUCCGUAGUGAUAUCGCUAUUCCAUUAAAGAGCAACAAUUAUGAUGAUUUUGAUCAAGAUAAAAGUAUGCGUAAAUUAAGAGCUGUGUUGAGAGCUAUCUUACUUAGAAGAAAUAAGGAUUCUUUAAUUGAUGGAAAACCAAUCUUACAAUUACCCACUAAGCAUGUUGAAUCUGAUUUUGUGGUAAUGGAUAAAGAUGAAAAAUCCUUUUAUGAUGCUUUAGAACAAGGUAUUCAAUCUAAGGCUAAAAAAUUAUUAAUCCAGAAGAAGAUUGGGUUUUAUUCAAGUAUGUUAACUUUAUUAUUAAGACUUAGACAAGCUUGUUGUCAUAAUUAUUUAGUUGAGAUUGGAGAAAUGAAAGCUAAAGAUGGAGGUUCAGGAGGUAAAAAGAAUUAUCAGGAUAUGAUUAGAAUGUUAAAUGGUUUAAGUCCAGCAGCAAUUGAAAGCAUCAAGAAAAUCAGUCAAUUGGCCGAAGAUUUUUCUGAUGCUGAAGAAGAUUCUUCAACGUGUCCUCAAUGUUUAACUAUAUUUUCUGAAGAAGAACCCGUAUCCAUUAUGGGAACUUGUGGUCAUAUGUUAUGUGAAGGUUGUGUUGAUGCCUUCUUCGUGGAUAAGGCCAAUGAUGAAGAUAAUAAAGGUAAUAGAAUAGCACCAUGUAAAGAAUGUGGUGCUCUUUGUAAAGAAACACAAAUGAUUGAUUAUAUCAUUUUCAAGAGAUUUCAUAUUGAUGGAUAUAAUUUACAUGAAUUAACUGAAUUUUGUUCUAAAUACUAUAGUAAAACUGAUAAUAAUCAUCAAAGAAUCAAUUAUUUAAUUGCUAGAGAUAAAGGAUUAACACCAUCAGCUAAGAUUGAAAAGUGUAUAGAAUUGGUAAAGGAGGUCUUUACUAAAUAUCCUGGUGAAAAAAUCAUUAUAUUUUCUCAGUUCACUACUCUCUUUGAUAUCAUGGAUAAAGUAUUAGUUAAAGAAGGUAUUCAAUAUUUAAGAUAUGAUGGUGGGAUGUCAGUUGAUAGUAAGAAUAGUACCAUUAAACAAUUUUAUCAAUCUAAUGUUCAAGUGUUAUUAUUAUCAUUAAAGGCUGGUAGUGUUGGUUUAACAUUAACCUGUGCUUCCCAUGUUGUUAUUAUGGAUCCAUUUUGGAAUCCAUUUGUGGAAGAACAAGCUAUGGAUAGAGCUCAUAGAAUUGGACAAGAAAGAGAAGUUCAUGUUCAUCGAUUAUUAAUUAGUAAUACUGUUGAAAGUCGUAUUAUGGAAUUACAAGCCAAAAAGAAGGAAUUGAUUUCUGCUGCUCUUGAUGAGAAAGGUAUGAAAUCCGUAUCACGUCUUGGAACCAAAGAACUUGGAUUCUUAUUUGGAUUAAAUUCCUUACAACCACAACCAACAUAA
Molecule: messenger RNA, 2124 nt
Organism: Scheffersomyces coipomensis
Lineage: Eukaryota; Fungi; Ascomycota; Pichiomycetes; Serinales; Debaryomycetaceae
Product: translocase
Exons: 2
Biological process (GO): double-strand break repair via homologous recombination
Cellular component (GO): nucleus; cytoplasm
Molecular function (GO): ATP binding; ATP-dependent chromatin remodeler activity
Source: RefSeq, a predicted model, not a curated record